AUGGCGGAGGUGAGCGGGUUGAGGAGCAGAAAUCACUUCGAGUCCAGCCGCAAAAGCCGAGUCGUUGACGAAGGCUUGAGUGGUGUGGAAGAUGUUCCCAUUUUUCGGCAUAAACAGAAGCCUCCUUUAGCCAAGUCCGAAGACCUGGAUGAUGAAUUUUUUCCCAGGAGCAUGGCCUCAAACUCGGGCAAAAAUACCAGCCUCACUCCCUCACCAGAUGAAGGGAUUCACGAAGACGAGGCUGUAAUAGAGGACGAAAAGGCCAGGCCCAUCCAGAUUGUCUUGGCCAAUGAGGAUGAGCACAGCUUUGAGUUGGAUGCUGCAGCACUGGAGAAAAUCCUGCUGCAAGAUCACGUGAAGGACCUAAAUGUGGUGGUCGUGUCUGUGGCAGGGGCCUUCCGCAAGGGCAAGUCCUUCCUGCUGGACUUCAUGCUGCGAUACAUGCACAAUCAGAGUGAGAAGUGGAUUGGGGGUGAUGAUGAGCCCCUGACAGGGUUCACCUGGAGAGGGGGCUGCGAGAGGGAGACCACAGGAAUUCAGAUCUGGAGCGAAGUGUUUGUGGUCGACAAGCCAGACGGCAGCAAGGUAGCCGUACUCCUUGUUGAUACUCAGGGAGCGUUUGACAGUCAGUCCACCAUAAAGGACUGUGCUACUGUAUUUGCCCUCAGCACAAUGACCAGCUCUGUACAGGUGUACAAUCUCUCCCAGAACAUACAGGAGGAUGACCUGCAACAUCUGCAGCUCUUCACAGAAUAUGGUCGGCUGGCAAUGGAAGAGAUCUACCUGAAACCUUUCCAGUCCUUGAUGUUCCUGAUUCGGGACUGGAGUUAUCCUUAUGAACAUUACUAUGGCCUGGAAGGAGGCAACACCUUCCUGGAGAAGAGACUACAGGUAAAACAGAAUCAACAUGAAGAGUUGCAAAAUGUCAGGAAGCACAUCCACUCCUGCUUCUCUAACAUCGGCUGCUUCCUGCUGCCACAUCCUGGCCUCAAGGUGGCCACCAACCCGUACUUUGACGGGAGGCUGAAAGACAUUGAUGGUGAUUUUAAGAGGGAGUUGGCUGAGCUGGUGCCUCUCCUCCUCGCCCCAGAACGACUGGUAGAGAAAGAGAUCGGAGGCAAUAAAGUCACCUGCAGAGAUCUCCUGGAGUACUUUAAGGCUUACAUAAAGAUCUACCAAGGUGAGGAGCUGCCUCACCCAAAGUCCAUGCUGCAGGCAACAGCAGAAGCCAACAACCUGACCGCUGUUGCAGGAGCCAAAGACAUGUACGGCAAGAACAUGGAGCUGAUCUGUGGCGGGGACAAGCCAUACAUCGCCCCAGCUGACCUGGAGCGUUGCCACGAGGAAUUUCGCGAGCACUCGGUGCGUUACUUUCGGUCCGUGAAGAAAAUGGGUGGCGAUGAGUUCUGCCAGCGCUACCAGAACCAACUGGAGUCUGAGCUGGACGAGGCCUUCACCAACUUCUCCAAACACAACGACGGCAAAAACAUCUUCUAUGCAGCACGCACACCAGCCACGCUGUUUGCAGUCAUGUUUGUCACCUAUGUGGUAUCUGGGGUGACGGGCUUCAUCGGUCUGAGCACCUUAGCGGUGCUGGCUAAUCUGGUCAUGGGCGUGGCGCUGCUGUCGCUCUGCGCCUGGGCGUAUGUGAAGUAUUCUGGAGAGUUCCGGGAGGUGGGAACGAUGAUAGAUCUGGUGGCCGAGACACUCUGGGAACAGGUUUUGAAGCCGCUAAGUGAACAUUAUAUGGAAGACAACGUCAGACAGACGGUGGUUAACUCUAUCAGAGCCAGCUUGACAGAACAGGGAUCGCAGCACACCAAGUUAAAGACUCACUGACACUCUUCCUCAUCCUCCUCAUCUCCCCCGUCAUGUUCAUCACCCCUCGCCCACUCGCUCAAUGUGUUCAGUCCUAGAACUGUGGAACUAGUUCAACACCAAAGCUGACCCUCUUUUCCUCCCCCUCCACAAACACCCAUCAUGACAUCACUGACCCGUUUUUACAUGAGCAGCAUGGACCUGUAGGCUCGCUGUCUGUCCUGCUCUUCAUCGCCCCCCAGUGCCUCAGAGCAGAAACUGCACGUUCAUGAGAGGACCGAGCAGAGAAGCCGGCAGCGCUGCCUCUUGCCAAAACAGGACCUGAAGGAAGGUCAUCGUCUCCUGUGUGCCACGCUGUGAUAGAUGCUGUAAUGCACACUGUAGGCUGACUGACACACACACACGCACACACACACACACACACACACACACACGUUUGCUGGUAGCGGACUGCAAUCGCUUCAGGAUUGUUUGCUGUAAUUCAGGGAAAACUGACACCGCUGUGGGCAGCUGUUAUCAACAAUGGAUGCAAACUGAAACUGACCUUUGUGUGCAUUUAAUCAUUUUGUCUUGCAGGCUGGACAGUUCAGAGCUCAGCUUACGUUUUCUUCAGCCUGUUAAAUAACAUUUCCUACAAGCACAAGUGACUAAUCAACUGAGAAAACUAAAAAUGAGGUGAUGGUUUUCUUUUUUUCCUUUCAGUUAAAUCAGGAAACGGAUUUAAUUUAUUCUACUGAAGUAAAGGUAAACAGUUCUUGUCAUGGACAAACUGGAGAGGCUAUUUUAACAGUCAAAUUUCCGGCCUGUCCUGUCCUGGCACGUUGAUCUGUCUCCUACAAAUCUGAAAUGAACAGAUGAGUGCAAGAAAUCAAAUCAAAGUCUAUUAUUUUUUCUUCUGACAUAUAAAUAGCUCACUUGCCUGCCUCCAUUCAUUCAGUUACUCGACAGUAAACUUUGCAGGUGUGUUAAGCAGGUAAAUUUGUAUAAUCAAACUGGGCUCAGGUUGCUUCUAGACAGAACAUCUGUACACAUCUGUCUUUCCCUUUAAUACUUUGCGAUUGUAAUACUGAAGAGAACUGUAGGAAGCCACGGGCCUCUCGGCUGAACUUUUUGGUCUGUUUUUAUUUUAGAACUGACGUGUUUUAUCUGACCUUUAGUGACUCAUAGCAGACCUGCCAGUGUUUGGCCCUCUGCAUGGUGUUAAGAGCUACUGUGUUGUAGCAUUAAGCUAGGUAUGAGCUUUUAGAGCCCAGCUAUAGUCAGAGCAGUCAGAGUGUUGUCAUUUUGAACCAUUUUCUCCUUCACUGCCUUGCAUUAAAUCGGCACUAGCUCUGGCUGCUUCUCUUUGCAUUUUUAGGAUCUGCAGGCUGUAAGUUUGAUUCUUUCUUUUGGGGGAUUAGAAACGUAGAUCUUUUUUAGGUGAAACCCCUAUUAAAGGAAUAGCUUGACACUUUGGAAAAUGUUUAUUUGCUUUCUUGGUGAGAGUUAAAUAAGAUCGAUACCACUCAUAUCUGUAGAAUGAAUACGAAGCUAUAUCCAGCAGCCACUUAGCUUGGAUUACCCUGCGAUUACCUUUAUGCUAAGCUAAUGGCUACAGUUUGUGUUUAAUUGACAGAAAUGAGAGUGGUAUUAGUGGUCUAAUCUAAUUCGGCAUGAAAGCGAAUAAUCAUAUUUCCCAAAAUAUUGAACUAUUCCUUUUACUGACAACAGAUCACCUGACUCUUACCCUCCUCAGUGAAUUAUACAGUCGGUUCUCCAUCAGAGCUGAAGUUCCCAAAAGCAGCUUGAUUUAACAGGAAUCUGACUUCAUGAAGAACCCUCCCCCUUUUAUAUUUUAGUGAACACACUAACAGCUGCAUCACAUCUGUCUGAGCUCUUUUGCAUUGAUUCCAUCCACAGUAUUUCUCACCUCAAGCGCCAGUCUCGUACUGUACAGUCUCUCUUUUUCUGUGUUCACAUAUUACAGACAGGGCAUGUAUGUUGGAUUAAAUAUUUAAAUAAACUUUGUAUACAUUUUAUAGCGAAUCAGUUGACAGUGGCUGUUUUUUUUUUUCCUCUCUUGAUCGACUAAACAGUCUGUGGUUUGUUAGAGAAUGAUAAGUUGCUGCUGUAGGGUUUACAUUAGUUUUCUCCCUUUCACAAGGAUGGACGUAAAUAGAAACACGUGUGAAUAUUUGGAUUCUGGUAGGAAAGUGUUUUGAUUCUGGCGAGUGGGUUGGAGACGAUGUCUGUCUGCCUUUUAAAGAUAUCUCUGGUAAUUUAUUUUUGAAUAAAAUGUUUACCUUAAGAAUAAAUCAUCAAUACAAUC
Seriola dumerili (greater amberjack) is the source of this 4126-nucleotide messenger RNA. It is a transcript of the gene atl2, whose product is annotated as atlastin-2-like. Gene Ontology annotation, biological process: protein homooligomerization; endoplasmic reticulum organization. Bases 1 to 1839 code for a protein of 612 amino acids. Gene Ontology annotation, molecular function: GTPase activity; GTP binding. NCBI's taxonomy places the organism in Eukaryota, Metazoa, Chordata, Actinopteri, Carangiformes, Carangidae. The record is from RefSeq and is a predicted model, not a curated record. The transcript is spliced from 14 exons.